Messenger RNA from Rhinichthys klamathensis goyatoka, 1148 nucleotides. It is a transcript of the gene bdkrb2, whose product is annotated as bradykinin receptor B2. The transcript has 2 exons. The record is from RefSeq and is a predicted model, not a curated record. Gene Ontology annotation, molecular function: bradykinin receptor activity. Lineage: Eukaryota; Metazoa; Chordata; Actinopteri; Cypriniformes; Leuciscidae. Gene Ontology annotation, biological process: immune response; G protein-coupled receptor signaling pathway; neutrophil chemotaxis. The coding region runs from base 43 to 1119 and encodes 358 amino acids. Gene Ontology annotation, cellular component: membrane.
AACACACACAUCUGGAUCUGCUUUCUGGAGGAGCUGAGAAACAUGGAGCACGACAUAAAAGCAACAACAUUAUCAAUCCUUUCUACAAUUCCUACGACCAUCUCAAGGAACAACCUCACCAAUGACACCCAGUGUCCGCAUUGGGAAGUGUGGGACUGGUUGUACAUCAUGCAGCCUGCUUACAUGUUCAUCAUCUGCGUGCUGGGAAUUCUGGGAAACAUCUUCGUCCUGCUGGUCUUCGGCCUGCAUAAGAAAGCAUGUACGGUGGCAGAAAUCUACCUGGGAAACCUGGCGGCCGCCGACCUCCUGUUGGUUUUGUGUCUGCCGUUCUGGGCGAUCAACAUCGCCAAUGGUUUUGAAUGGCGAUUUGGGUCGGUUAUGUGCCGUUUGGUCAACGCAGGCAUCAGAAUGAACAUGUUUUGCAGUAUUUACUUACUAGUGUUGGUCAGCGCAGAUCGUUACGUUGCACUCGUUCAUGCCAUGUCUCGCGGUAGAAUGAGACGACCACGAUACGCCAAGCUCAACUGCAUCGCCGUUUGGUGUUUCGGAUUAAUCCUCAGCAUCCCAACGCUUCAUUUCCGGGAUACUCAAUUCAUCCCGGAGCUGAACGUCACGGCUUGUAUUCUGAACUAUCCGAGUCAAGGUGUCAGCCUCGUUUGCGACAUCCUUCUCAUUUUGCUCGGCUUCAUCAUCCCAAUUUUGGUGAUCACCUACUGCACGCUGAAGAUCAUUCGAGCCCUGAGCAAGCAAGUCGUCGACCGCUUUAACGCAGAAAACACGGAAAGGAAAGCCACCCUCCUGGUUCUGGUCGUGCUGUUGGUGUUUCUCUUGUGUUGGGUGCCGUUCCACCUCGUGACCCUUAUAGAUAUCCUGGUGCGCUUCGGCCUCCUCGGCGGAUGCGACUUUAAUUCCGGUCUCGACGUCUCCAAUCAGAUAUUCACCUACUUGGCUUUGAGCAACAGCGUGUUGAACCCGAUACUCUACGUGAUCGUGGGCAAGAACUUCAGGAAGAAAGUCAAAGAGCUGAUAAAGCAACUUACAGAGAGAAAAGCGGAUUCAACAAGCGGUUCUACAAGAUCACAGCUCUCAUCAACCUUAAAGACAUUCACAACAUUUUAGGACAAUAAUGUGUACAAUGUUCAUAGGUA